AUGGGCGACAUGAAUGAAACCAACCACAAAAGAAGACUAUCAUCAAUUGACGACUCGACUUCGAUGGACAAUUCAUCAUGUGUCACUUCCCGAGAAUCCGAGCACAUUAAGCUCAGUAGUACCUCCACUUAUCCGGCUAUCAAAUCAAUCAAACAAUCAGACCUAUCUGCUCCAUCAAUUUGUUACACCUGUAAUCUACCACCGACCUGCAAUCCACCCAAUCACAAACCUCCUCGAUUUGAAAAUCCAAGUGAACUCGAGUCUCAUCAUCGAACUCAUCAUGCUUUUACCUGUUCUUCUACGGGAUGCAAUCGGAUCUUUCCUUCCCAGCACUUCCUAGAUCUGCAUCUGAACGAGGUCCACGAUCCAAUCCUGCAGGUCCAGCGAGAAAAAUACGAAGCCAAGAUUUUUCGUUGCUUUGAACAUAAUUGUGAGAAAGCAUUCAGUAGUCCUAAGAACAGGAGACUUCAUCUGAUAGAUUUUCAUGGAUAUCCACGAACGUUCUUCUUCUCACUACCCAACCAAGGCUUGAAUGAUUUGUACAGGAAAUUUGGGUCAGGAGUCUCGCUGGUCAGGCCGAACUGGAAAGCCUCGGCUGCGUCGUCGAAUACACCAUCGAAAUCAUCAGCCGGCGAUUCGAAAGUAACCCCCCACACCGCCCCGAAGCUUAGCAUUAGCGAAUCAAGAUCCAGCUUGGGAUCAAUCGGAAAUGACGACCAGAAGAAGCAUAUAGACGGCAACAAACAACCAAUCGAUUCUGUGAUUGAAUCUAUUCAACAACUUUCGCUUGUACCUCGUCAGAUACAAUUUGGGAAGAAAGCAGGUUCUAAAUCCUUUCAACGAUAA
Molecule: messenger RNA, 846 nt
Organism: Puccinia triticina
Lineage: Eukaryota; Fungi; Basidiomycota; Pucciniomycetes; Pucciniales; Pucciniaceae
Exons: 4
Coding region: 1-846 (281 amino acids)
Source: RefSeq, a predicted model, not a curated record